Molecule: messenger RNA, 591 nt
Organism: Ctenocephalides felis (cat flea)
Lineage: Eukaryota; Metazoa; Arthropoda; Insecta; Siphonaptera; Pulicidae
Exons: 1
Coding region: 1-591 (196 amino acids)
Source: RefSeq, a predicted model, not a curated record
AUGUUACAGGAGGGCGACAACGUAAAGGGUCUCUCUGUUCGGAAGCAGAAGCUAGUUGAACGUAUCCACAACUGGGAUGAGGUGUACGUGCAGCUUGAAAGCAUGUCUCCAGGCGUGUACACUGAUGAGUACCUUAAGUACUCUGAAUUAUACUUUGAUAUGAUGGCUGAGAUAAAAUCAAUUAUUGACUCCCAUCAAAAAUCCGAAAAAUUAACAAGUAGCGUGAUAGAUGUGAAAUUGUCAGACAUUGUGUUACCAAAAUUUGAUGGGGAGUAUAGUGAGUGGACGGCUUUUAUAGACAUUUUUAAUUCAUUGAUACAUAAUAAUUCAAAAUUAGCGCCAGUCCAGAAAUUGCACUAUUUAAAAGGUGCUCUCACAUUAUCAGCUUUGGAAUUAAUAUCUACUAUAAGACUCACAAAUGAAAAUUAUGCAGUAGCAUAUGAUCUUGUAAUUAAAACUUACAAAAAUCCAUUUUCAAUUGUCAGUGCUCACUUGCAGAGCAUUGAUAGCAUACCUGUAAUACAAAAGGGCAGUCAUGAGAAGUUGAGAGCUCUUUUAAAUAGUGCAAGACAACAAAUUUGUAGAUGGUAA